CCGCCUGGGAAAAAAGUUGGAGGACACUUUCACCCUUUAGACUAACUGUCUCUGUAGCCGUUGCUUUCAGGGUACCCGUUUCAGCUCAAUGGAUCAAAGCUGAGAGCAGAAUGGUUCUCAACGUUAAUGUCAUCCUCGGAGUCCUGAUUGGCGCGACGUCUUCGCUUGCAGGUGCUCUCUCACGUUCACCCCACGUCUCGGACCCUGUCGAAGGUUGGUCCCGCUCUGCUCGCAGUUCCCUGCUGCCUCUAUGUGUUCCUGAUGCCCGUGGCAAUGAAGACAAAUGGGUGGCAGUGUGUGCGGAAGAAGACGGCCGAAUACUCUACUUUGCAUCCAUGGAGGAGGGUCUUCUUCACCCUGUACUUGAAGUGGACCGCCGGUUUGCUGUUGACUACGAUGGCGACGGAGAAGAGGAGAUAGCCAUAGACGUGAGGGUCUUUGCAAAACACGUGCUUAAGUUCCUUCCGUUUCCAUUCCACAGGGUUCAGGCUCCCACACUCAUGAGGCAGGCAAGUCACUCAGCAGCUAUUCAUUCAAAGUCGACGGCAAGACGGUUUCUGCGACAGUGAGUGAACAUGCUAUAAGAGCAGUCAGAACGACCGCAUUGAAGAGCUAUACUGACUGCAGGAAUGUAGUACUGAUGAGAGCAACUGUGAACGGCACAUUCGACCAUCCCUUGGUUAUGGCAACCAUUCCAUUGAGAUCACUGUGAGAGAUGAACACAACAACACCGCGUCCGCCAGCAAGGAGGUCCACGUAGCCCCCAUUGAUGAAGUGCCCGGUUGUUCGUUGGCGCUCUACACGGGCGAUGAUAACAAGGGCUUCUCAGCACGUGGCUUGCUGCGAAGCCGCGCUGCCACAAAGGGUUUCCAGCUGCGACGCAAUGGCGUCAAGGGUCUGCAUCCGCGGUGGGUGACGUCCAGCGGCGUGGUGGCUGACGCUGACGAAGACACCCGCGGCCGGGGCUCCCCAUACGAGACCUGUGAAGUACUUCCGGACCCCCAAACGAUGGGAAUUUUUGAUAAAGAGUUCACUAGCAAUCUGAUCGUCAGGGCACAGGUAGUGCAGUUCACGCUCCGUGAAAGCACACCACUAUCUUGAUGUACCCUGACGCAACCAGGGCGUGCUCGAGCUUUCCGCAUCUGGUUCAAAGAAUGAGCCUACUAUGCUGUCUGUUGAGGGUGGAAGCGACGCAGUGGUGUGGAUUGAUGGGGAGCAGCGCCUAUUCGAGAAGGGAAGGAGCAUCCCACUGGAGGCUGGACGCGGAGCGGUGGAGGUGGAAGUGAGAUGGCUUGUUGCGGAGCCGACAAGACAGCCUUUGCGGGUGGUACUGCAAGACGACAACCGAUCAUCACCAGUCAGCUGGCGCUGGACUCACAACCAGCGAGAUUGGGAACCCUUCAUCAACAAAGUAUCGCCCGAUAAAGUGGACUCGGAUGGGGGCACCCUAAUCACGAUUGACGGCGUUGGCUUUUUGAGUCCACAGGUGAGGCAAUGAAUCACAUCCUGCUCAUUGAUUCACAUGAGGCACCGCUGAUCUUUUCUCCAAUGCAAGACGGCGCAACGGAUCAAUUUGGUGUUUAUAAGGAACAACAUUCGCUAUGGCGACCGCGUGGACAGCAGUGGCAAUGUACCUGGUGUUGUGGGCUGGAGUGGCAUACGCAUAGAGUACCGAACACCACCCGUAAGUCCGCAUUAGACCCAUUUUUGAUGAUCGUCUGAUGACCUGCAAACCAUUCAGGCUCCUGUGAACCAAAUCGCGGAUGUGCAGCUUGUGCUGGUGAGAAGGAUGUGUACUCGAAGGGUGACAUGGUUGUGCUCCAUGUGCUCCUCCAGUUCCCACCUCAGCCAUCUGCGCCUUGGGACUCAAAACCCUCAAAUGCCAAGAGAAUCGUGUACAAGAGUGGCGGCAGCUUUGACAGGAUUGCGUUUCAGGGGCUCAAGAAAGUCGUGGACCUGUGGAGCCAGAUCACGGGCGGUCACCGGGGGAGAGAAGGUCCAAGGUCGUUUUCAGGGACCUUCACAACAGGGGUGUGGGCUCAGGAUGGGCGAACACUUGUGAUGGGGACAAUUCCAGGCCUCCUGGCUACUGCAUCAUUCAUGAGCACUGAUGAGGUGGAUAAGAGCUCCAUCAAAGUGUAUGACACACUACAGAAGGAGUUUCCGGGCCACUCGAUCUCUGGGAUCGAGUUCGAUCCGCUCCGCCCCCCCUCAGACCCUCAUCUGUAUGUCGCACAUGGACCCUUCUUCUACUGGGUAAUCAUCGAAUCAAUCAGGAAAGAUCGCAACUUAGAAUGCCUCUCUCAUGCAGUGGAGACAAGGCAUUUAUUGCUUCAAUGAGACCAUGACUUACGCCCCCUUCUUGGCGCGCAUAUCCCGUCUGUCUGGCCCCGACUUCUCGGUCCUUGAAACCGUACUGGAGAACCUCCCAAUUUCAAACACUCAGCACACAGUCAACGGCUUACAUUUCGACAACGAAGGAAACCUGUACGCCAAUGUGGGCAGCACGACGAACGCGGGCUGGCCGGCGUGUUGGUAUGUGGCCAAGCACUUCAGUGUGCGUGUGGCCAAGCACUUCAGUGUAUACACUUUCUUCUUGCAAUUCAGGACAGGCGGUCUGCCUGAAUCCCCUCUGUCGGCAUCACUCAUUAAGGCAUGCAGUUGGAUGCUCUGCAUGUGACCUCACUGUCGCCGUCAUGCAGGUCGAGGUCAACAACCCCAACCUGACCAAGAAGAUCGAGUAUGUCGACCACAAGACGCGCGAGCCCAUCGAGAAGCCAAACCAGGUGAGAUUGGGACACUGUCCUGAUAAAUGGUCCUUAAUGUGUUUCUAUGCAGCUGGAGGGUGACCGCUAUGACCUCGCAAAUAGUGUUGUAGGAGUGACGGUGUGGUCCAGUGGACUCCGCAAUGCAUACGAUAGCGUCUACACUACCAAAGGUACAUUAAUGCAUAUGACCUUAUUCGAAUUGAAUGCACACUUGCUACGUCUUCACAAGCAGACAUUCUCCUUGUGAAUGUCGAGCAGGGAGGACCUAUGUGAUCAUGAACGGGCCGAACAUUCGCAGUGGUUCCCCUGUCGUGGGCCCUCCAUCUGGCGACCGCUGUACUCCUGCAGACUUCGAUACAUGGGACAAGACAUUUGAAGACGGUGUACCUAAUCCCCUUUUCCUUCCAAAGCCGGAGAAGGAAAAUGGGAGGAAUUGUCAGCCGAUCCUGUCCAAUCAGGGGGUGGAGACCAUGGAUCGCAUUUUCAACUCCUUCAACGGUGCAUACCACGGCCAUCCUAACCCUGCUCGAGCCCGCAAUACCAACGACACGAGACAAUGGUGGGAUAUGUAUGCAUCGCCGUCAUCACAGCAAACAAACAGUGCUUACUGUGAUCCCUGCGUAUGGCAAGGUACCACUUCAAGGGCUCACAAGGAAUGGCAAAAUUGAACUUCACUGCUGGACGACCGCUUCCAUCUCCCACCACGGGAAUAUCUGAGUUUCGCGGCAGCUGCUUCAACAAACAGCUUCAGGGGAGCCUGUUGGUGUCAAGGUGGCAGAAGGAGAUCUUUCUUGUCCCAGAUGAGGAAAACAUAGAGGCCCGUACAGAGUAAGAUGGCUUUACAUUUUCUUCUCUGUUUAAGUAUCUUGUUUCAGGUCUUUGGGACUUUUUCGGGACCACCUGGACAUACAGUAUGGGCCGGCAUGCUCUAUCGUUCUCAUGGGAUACGAGAGCGGCUCCCUAAGCGUUUUGAUACCCGAGGAAAGCUCGCUGGAUGCCUUUGAGAAGGAGGCGACUUCUCCUCGAGUGUUUGAUGUUCUUCCAUGGAGAGGCCCGAUGUCGUCGGAACUUCCGAUUACGCUCGGAGGACGCAGAUUUACGAAGGGCAAAAAGGAAAGACGGCCUGAAACGGUACUGUUCGGAGGCAUUGAGGCUGCCAUCCAAAGAUAUGACUCGACACGCAUCGAGGUGGUAAUUCCGGCAGAAGCGAAGCGAGCAGAUGAUCAAAGUCUUAAGAACCUUGUAGACGUUGUUGUCCACUUCUCAGACGGUACAUCAGACACUCUUGCAAACGCGUUUUUGUUUUUGAAGAGUUAGGCAGAUGCUUUUCCGCUUGAAGAGAGACGGUGGAGGAGGGUGGAAAAACAAAGAGAAGGAAAAUGAGCUAGCUACAAGCCAGAUCACAAUACAUGCAGAAACAAUGAACAACGCUCAUUGUCUGUACACAGACACAGGUCGCACACUGCAAACUAGGAGAGAAUUCGAGUCGGAAAAGAGUUUUAAAAAUGGGAUGGCGUCAAGCUGGCGUGGCGCACGCUUAGACAAGUCAAUGUGACGCAAGGUGUAGCGCAAAGCAAGCGUGCAGCACGGAACAGUCAGGUUGCACACCAGCUGGGUGCUCUCCCUUGGGGAGAUGCCAUCUCACGCGCGUAUAGAGGUCGCAAAAAGACAAGGCAGCACAGUACAGAACAGAGGCCUACAGCCAGACAUGCACCAAAAAGAGAAGGUCGAACAAGGACAUCAGUAGGGGCAUAGAGACACACAACGGAACGAACACAGCGGGACGAAUACGCAACGCUGAC
Messenger RNA from Vitrella brassicaformis, 4570 nucleotides. NCBI's taxonomy places the organism in Eukaryota, Vitrellaceae. The record is from the annotation of a GenBank genome assembly.